ACACCUAAAACUUCUCCAAUCCAAUCUCUAUAUUCUUCUCCUUGAAACAAUUAGAGAACCAGAAUCAUAAAAAACUAGAAAAAAAAUAAUAACAAAAAAAAUAAAAAGUAAAAAUAAAACUACAAUUCAAAAGUAGAAAUGAAUACAAAUUGAGAGGAGAUAAACAAGAAAAUAAAAAAAUGAUCUGCAUUCUCAUUUUCCUUUAUACCGACUCUAAAUUCUUGGAAUUAAUACUCUGGCAUCUGUGAUCUUUAUUUUCCUUUUAGAGUGAUGGCAUUUGAAGAAUUCGGGCAAUUAUCAAAACGUAGAAGAGAAGAACGAGCACAAAAGUCCAAAAAGAAAAUAUUAAUAGCCUUGUUAUGUACAAUUCUUUUUCUUCUUUGCAUAGUUGGUGGAGUUUUCUUGUUCUUACAUUUUACGAAUAAACAACAAAAUAAAAACGACAACAAUUAUAAUGGCGGUCCUCCACCGCCAUUAUUAUCUAAAGAAGAAACAACAAAAACUUCGAGUAAGAUCAUAGAAAUGUUAUGUGAUCCAACAGAUUAUAAGAAGAAAUGUGAAGAUACAUUAAGCAAAGUUGUUCAUGCUAAUGCUUCUAACCCUUCUAUUGCACCUAGAGCAAUUAUUAAGGCUGCUAUCUCUGCGGCUGCUCAUGAGGUUGUUAUGGCUAUUCGAAAAACUAACAAAUUUAAGUUUGAUAAGCCUCAGGAUAAGGCUGCUUAUCAAGUUUGUAAGAAAGUAUUUCAGGAUUCAAUAGACGAACUAGCGCAAUCAAUGGACCACGCGGGAAAAGAAUCAAAAAACUACCAUAAUAAGAUAAAUGACCUAAAAACAUGGUUAAGUGCAGUUUAUUCAUACCAAGAAACAUGUAUUGAUGCAUUUGAUAAAGGAGAAAUGAAGAACCAAAUUAAGAUUGCAGUAAAUUCUUCAAAACAAUUUAUUAGCAAUUCCCUUGCACUUGUAUCCCAAAUCUCUUCCAUUCUUGACAAUUUUAAUGCGGCUGAAGCUGCUUUAACGCCUACAAAGCGUCACCUUGCGGCUCGUACUGCUUCGUCAUCGCCUGUCGAUACGCUAGGGUUUCCUCCGUGGGUGGGUCGUCAACAACGCAUGCUUGUUGUAAAAUCAACCGCUCAAUUGGUGCCUGAUCUUGUUGUGGCUAAAGAUGGCACGGGAAAUUUUACGAGUAUUAAUGAUUGUUUGAGAUCUUUACCGGAGAAUCGUACCAAAAGAAUCAAUAUUUUUGUCAAAGAAGGAAUUUACAAUGAGUAUGUGACUGUGACUAAGAAAAUGGUGAAUAUAACCAUGUAUGGAGAUGGAUCACUAAAGACCGUGAUUUCCGGCAACAAAAACUUUGUAGAUGGAGUUCGAACUUUUGAAACUGCCACUUUUGCUGUGCUGGGAGAAGGAUUCAUGGGAAUCGCAUUAGGAUUUAGGAACACAGCAGGACCAGAAAAACACCAAGCAGUAGCCCUUCGAGUACAAGCAGAUAAAUCAAUCUUCUUAAACUGUCGUAUGGAAGGAUACCAAGAUACCCUUUACGCACAAGCACAUAGACAAUUCUAUCGAAGUUGUUACAUCACUGGUACAAUAGACUUUAUCUUUGGAGACGCAGCAGCGAUAUUCCAAAAUUGUUUACUUAUCGUAAGGAAACCGAUGGCAAAUCAACAGAACAUAGUAACAGCCCAAGGUCGAGGCGACAAAUACGAAACUACAGGGAUUGUACUGCAUAAUUGUCGAAUUUUUCCUGAUAAAGAACUUGAACCGGUUAAGCAAAAGUUCAAAACAUACCUAGGAAGACCUUGGAAGGAAUAUUCGAGAACGAUUGUUAUGGAAAGUAUGAUCGGAGAUUUUGUUGCGCCUGAGGGAUGGAUGCCAUGGCAAGGGAGUUUCGCUCUUAAGACAUUGUAUUAUGCUGAAUUUAACAAUCAUGGUCCUGGAGCAGAUACCUUUAAACGAGUUAAAUGGGUUGGUUAUAAGAGUUCGAUUAGUAGGCAAGAAGCACAAACUUAUACGGUCACACCAUUCUUACAGGGUACUAAUUGGAUUCCGCAAAAUCAGAAUGUGCAUGUUCAUUUUGGGUUGUACAAUUGAAAAACUCGAUCGC
Molecule: messenger RNA, 2104 nt
Organism: Amaranthus tricolor (Joseph's coat)
Lineage: Eukaryota; Viridiplantae; Streptophyta; Magnoliopsida; Caryophyllales; Amaranthaceae
Product: pectinesterase-like
Exons: 4
Coding region: 271-2091 (606 amino acids)
Biological process (GO): cell wall modification
Molecular function (GO): pectinesterase inhibitor activity; pectinesterase activity
Source: RefSeq, a predicted model, not a curated record